This is a messenger RNA of Penicillium pulvis, 732 nucleotides long. RefSeq names its product gamma-glutamylcyclotransferase family protein. NCBI's taxonomy places the organism in Eukaryota, Fungi, Ascomycota, Eurotiomycetes, Eurotiales, Aspergillaceae. The transcript has a single exon. Bases 1 to 732 code for a protein of 243 amino acids. Gene Ontology annotation, molecular function: gamma-glutamylcyclotransferase activity. The record is from RefSeq and is a predicted model, not a curated record.
AUGCACAUCAGCAUCAAAUACACCCCUGAAUCCGAGACGAUUCUCCCCGUCUCAGCAACAACAUGCCCGGACUCCUCACCCCGCACCGACAAAACAACCAAACCACAAUAUCUCUACUUCGCCUACGGCUCCAACCUCUCCCCAUCACAGAUGGAGCAGCGCUGCAUCAUCAAUCCCUCUCUAUCAGCGAAACCACUCGCCAUCGCCAUUCUUCCGAAGUGGAGGUGGCUUAUCUGUGAAGCGGGGUACGCUAAUGUCCUCCCUCCGCAAGGGAUGCGGGUCGGGCCACAGAACAGCGAAGCCGCGUCUAAAGUGCCGGUGUCUGGAACCGAGGAUGCUGUUUACGGCGUCUUGUAUGAAAUGGAUAUUGCCGAUGAAGAACUACUAGACGGGUAUGAGGGUAUCGAUUGCAAUGCGGAGGAAGCGGAUGGGAGUGGGGAGGUGGGGGUGGAUAUUCGGCCUAGGGAACAGGGAGAGGGAGACUACAACAAAUGGUAUCUUCCUGCUACUGUUGUUAAGUGGCUUGACGAGGAUAGCGAACAUCGGUUCAGGACGGAAUGUGGAGGCCAGGUUCCGGUUCUAGUAUAUAUUGACGAGGAGCGGGUGAUGGUGUCGCCGCCAAAGACUGAGUAUAUUGCUCGGAUGAAUCGGGCGAUUCGGGAGUCGGUGGCGUUGGGACUUUCCGAGAAAUGGGUUGAGGAGGUUAUAAGGCGGUUUAUUCCGGUGCAGUAA